Mus caroli (Ryukyu mouse) is the source of this 940-nucleotide messenger RNA. The record is from RefSeq and is a predicted model, not a curated record. NCBI's taxonomy places the organism in Eukaryota, Metazoa, Chordata, Mammalia, Rodentia, Muridae.
AGACAAACAGCCAUUCAUGGGUGAAGACAACAGAACCUCUGUGACAGAAUUCAUCUUCCUGGGUCUCUCACAGGACCCACAGACCCAAGUCCUGCUCUUCUUCCUCUUCCUCUUCAUCUACCUGCUCACUGUGUUGGGAAACCUGCUGAUCAUCGUGCUCAUCCACUCAGACCCCAGACUCCACACCCCCAUGUACUUUUUCCUUAGAAACCUGUCUUUUGCAGAUCUCUGCUUUUCUACUACCACAGUGCCNCAGGUGCUUGUCCACUUCCUGGUGAAGAGGAAGACCAUUUCUUUUGCUGGGUGCUCCACACAGAUAGUGGUGUUGCUUCUGGUCGGAUGCACAGAGUGUGCACUGCUGGCAGUGAUGUCCUAUGACCGCUAUGUAGCUGUCUGCAAGCCUCUGCACUACUCCACCAUCAUGACACACUGGGUAUGUGUUCAGCUGGCUGCAGGGUCCUGGGCCAGUGGUGCACUUGUGUCCCUGGUGGAUACCACAUUCACAUUACGUCUUCCUUAUCAAGGUAACAAUGUCAUUAACCACUUUUUCUGUGAACCUCCUGCCCUCCUGAAGCUGGCUUCAGCAGAUACAUACAGCACAGAAAUGGCGAUCUUUGCAAUGGGUGUGGUAAUCCUCCUAGCACCUGUCUCCCUCAUUCUCACCUCCUACUGGAACAUUGUCUCUACUGUAAUCCAGAUGCAGUCUGGGGAGGGAAGGCUCAAGGUCUUCUCCACCUGUGGCUCCCACCUCAUUGUUGUUGUUCUCUUCUAUGGCUCAGGAAUAUUUGCCUACAUGAGGCCCAACUCCAAGAUAAUGAAUGAAAAGGAUAAAAUGAUUUCAGUGUUCUACACAGCAGUGACCCCAAUGCUGAACCCCAUCAUAUACAGCCUGAGAAACAAAGAUGUGAAAGGGGCUCUCAGGAGAAUAACUACAAAAUAA